Messenger RNA from Microthlaspi erraticum, 1278 nucleotides. The record is from the annotation of a GenBank genome assembly. Lineage: Eukaryota; Viridiplantae; Streptophyta; Magnoliopsida; Brassicales; Brassicaceae.
AUGCAUGUUUGGUCCUUUGAAAUAGGUCUUUUGGAGCAUUCUGGAGCAUAUGGGACACAAGGAGCAUGGAGGGACUUGGCACAUGGAAGCAGCUCAACUGGAUACGCAAAGGAAGAAGGGAGAAGCCAUCUUGAAGACCAGCUCGACCGUCCACUCGACCAACCGGUCGAGUUCCUCAACUCGACCGGCCAAGCUUCAACUCGAUCGAGCUGGGGAGUCAAAAUUCCUUUGAUUGCAAAACCCUGUCUUGAGUCAGACGAAAAGUUGAGAAAAGAUGUUAAGGCAUUGAAUGAGAAGUUGGAUAAGCUGAUCCUAGCUCAGUCCACAAUGAAGAAAGUCAACUUUGUGUCUGCUGAGGAGAUGGAACCAGUCCAAGAAGGGGAGGAUACACAAUUUGCUGAGGUGUGCUACAUGAGCAAUGGGCAAGGAGGUUACAACAAAGGAUACUAUAACUACAAGUCCAACCCUGCCAUGUCAUACCGCAACACUGAUGUUGCUAACCCUCAGGACCAAGUAUAUCCUCAACAACAAGCAGCUCGAUCGAGUCAGGUGCCACAACAUGGGUAUGGUCAAAAGAACAAUUACCAAGGACCACAAGGCACUUUCCCUGGACAACAAAUGAAUAUCCCACCAGGCUUCCCCCACCAACCGCCCCAGCCUGCACCUUCACAAGAGAAUGAGCUCAAGGCAAUGCUAAAGCAACUACUUCAAGGGCAAGCUGAUGGGGUAGUGGACACAAGCAAGAAGCUAGCUGAAAUAAACUCUAAGAUCGAGAACCUCAACACAAGGGUUUACUCUCUGGAGAAUCAUGCUUCUUCUGUUGCUGCUGCUACAAAGCAAGGACAACUACCUGGUAAAGCUAUUCAGAACCCCAAGGAACAGUGCAAGGUCAUCUUCACUCAAGAAGGACUUGUUGAAGAAGAGGAUCAAGAAAGGGUCAUUGAAGAUUUUUGUUUACUGCUGAAUGAUGAAGAGAUUGUUGCUGCUGAGGCUCCUGGAGUCCAGAUUGAUCAACCAGAAGUGCAUGCACCUACUGUGGCCAUUCACACUUCACCAGUUGAGCUCGCACGACAAGCUCGAUCGGCAGCUCGAUCGAGUCCAACUCUAGCUCGAUCGAGUCCGACCUCUUCUGUCCGACAGCCUGUUUUGCUUGAUCCUUAUCAACCGGUUGCCGCUUCCUCGUCUCGCCUACUUAGUCAAGGUCACAAGGAAGUGAUUCACAAGUUCAGAAGAGAUCUCAGUGGGAUUGGAAUUGAGUUGCCUCUAUGGAUAGCAUGA